GGCUUUAAUUACUUGUGAAUUUAAUUACUUGCAAAAGGGAAUUACUUGUGUUGGUUAGCUAAAUUACUUGUUGCCAGUAUUACUAACCACCUUAAUUACUUAGAUGACAGAAAAUAAUUACUCAUGAAUUUUAUUAUUCAAUUCCGUAUUUACUUAAGAGAAAAAUUACUUACACCCAUAAUUAUUGAUCUUAUUUACUUAAUACCCCAAGUGCUUGUGAUAAUAAUUACUUGAUGCCCUGACUCGUGGAAAUACUUAUGUACGUAUUUUUAAAAAUAUAUUUUACUUAUGCAGUUUAUUACUUGUGCAACAUUUUAUCUAUGACAAAUAUGUAAUUAAUAGCAGUCCUAAUAAAUAUUUUUAUUUAUGGAAAAUUGUUAUAAUGCAAAAAUGUAUUACCGAGCACACGUCUUUAUGAGCUAAGUUACUAGUGCAAUUCAUUUUUAAACGGUGUUACUUAUGGGAAUCCGUCAUUGUGCUACGCACCCCAUUUUAACCUUUUUUUAAAGCUUAAGAUAGUUGUAAACAUCGCCAUUUUGGCUUUGACAAAAUUUCGUCUGCUAGAACUUGAAACACAAAUUUUCAAAAGUUUUACCUCUGUGAACGUUUCCGUCAUUCCGUUUUAGAAAGAUGGUCCUGUCAAAGUUUGAGAUAAGAAAAGCCCGAUCAAUGGUUGGAGACUCCAGGCAAGCAGUAAGAGUCAGGGUAGCUUUCGCAGCAAGCUCGACGGCCGAAAACUUCGUGACUAAGAUAGCUUGUCACCGUGAGGUACAGUCUGGCCUACUUUCAGAACACGUACAACAAGAGUAUGUCACAUGCAUACAUAUUUAACUGUAUUUUGGUACACAAUAUAUGGGCUUUUAACGGGAUUGGGGUGAUUACCAGCCAUGGGUGGGGCCCACAGCGAGAAGCACUACUAACAAUUGCAGCUGGAAUUGUUUUGAAUGAUCCUCAUCAAAACGGUAGAGGCGGUAGAGCCCUUGUUGCUCGUGCUGGAGCCCAUCCUGGUGGUGGCAUUCGUGGUCUUGGUGCUGCUGUGGGAGCCAAUGCUGCUCAAGCCCAAGGCGCAGCUGCCCACAUUGUAAAUCCUGCUGAUGGUGGCCUUGGUGCACCAGACCAUGUUGCUGCUGCAGGAGACCAGGCUGUUGGUGCACGCCCUGAAAUUCCCAUUAAUGCUGCUGAUGGUGGCCUUGGUGCACCGGACAUUGUUGCUGCUGCAGGAGACCAGGCUGUUUGGUGCCCGUCCUGAAAUUCCCAUUAAUGCUGCUGAUGGUGGCCUUGGUGCACCGGACAUUGUUGCUGCUGCAGGAGGGUGCUGAAGGUGGCCUUGGUGCUGCUGCUGAAGUCCAAGUUCCCGCUGUUGGGAGGGUCCCUGCUCCUGGUGGUGGUAGAGGUAAAAUAGGGUUAGAAAUGAAGUUUUGUAAUUUUUAAUUAUUUUUUUUUCAAUAGGCGGUCACCGUGGGAAUCUAGGAAGGGUUGUGAAUGGACGUGUUGGAAAAGGACGUGUUCGAAAAGGCCGUGGUGGUGGAGGUAGAGUUUGAGUGCACUCCUGUCGUGAAUAACCUAAUAA
Messenger RNA from Daphnia pulicaria, 1570 nucleotides. RefSeq lists its product as uncharacterized. The record is from RefSeq and is a predicted model, not a curated record. NCBI's taxonomy places the organism in Eukaryota, Metazoa, Arthropoda, Branchiopoda, Diplostraca, Daphniidae. The transcript has 3 exons. Bases 809 to 1249 code for a protein of 146 amino acids.